This is a messenger RNA of Cottoperca gobio, 3186 nucleotides long. RefSeq names its product vestigial-like family member 4a (gene vgll4a). NCBI's taxonomy places the organism in Eukaryota, Metazoa, Chordata, Actinopteri, Perciformes, Bovichtidae. The coding region runs from base 245 to 1093 and encodes 282 amino acids. Gene Ontology annotation, biological process: negative regulation of DNA-templated transcription. The record is from RefSeq and is a predicted model, not a curated record. Gene Ontology annotation, molecular function: transcription coactivator binding. The transcript has 7 exons.
UGUUUGAAGGCUGGUGCGGUGGGAAAGUGCGUGAAGGCAGUGUAAAGGCAAGCUGGGCUAGCCAUGGUGAUGUUGUGGCUGUAAAGCUAGAGUAACAUUAACGUAACUUUUAAGGUUACGCUACUUUGGAAUUUUGUUGUUGGACAUAAACCUGCUGAACUUAACGUAAAGAUAUAACUUUUUUUGUUGCCUUCGCGGGUGUAUCUUGCUAACAUCGAUGUUAGCAACAAGCCUGUUCGUGUAAAUGCUAUUCACUAGAAUGGACCUGUUGAACUCUCAGUUCCUGGACAAGAUGAACAAUAACAUCGGGAGACUGCACUACGAAGAUGAGUCCAGGACACCCUCCCUGCCCACUGCUAUGUCCAACAUAACUGGGCCCCCUACGAACUGCCCAAGCAAACGAAAGUAUGGCGAAGAACAAAUGGACGACCGAAUCAACUGUGAUGAUGAUGACCACAUGACCAAAAUGAGCAGAUUGUUUGCCAGUCAACUUGCCCGUCCCUCUGCUGGAGACAAUUGUAAUGAGCACUGGAGCUUCGGUCACACUCCUGUGGAACACAUGACUUCCUCCUCCAACAGUCUCCAUGGGAACCACCUGUAUGCUUCCUUUUCUAGCUAUGCUGUAGACCAGCCUCUGGCUCUGACCAAAAGCAGCCACGACAUUGGAGUCGGGACCAGAGAGAGAUCUGUCAUUGGGACUGUAGAGCGGCAACAGGUCGGCAUCUUGUUUGCUAGUGCGCCCGGGUGCAAGUCUCCAGCUGUCCGUGUCUGUACUGAAAAUCGUCCCUCUGUUAUUACCUGUGCCCCGGCGAGCAACCGCAAUUGUAACCUCUCGCACUGCCACAUGAAUGGCUGUUCACCCAGCCCACCCGCUGAUGAGAUGAAGACUAACGCUAACACAGAAUGCGAUCCUGUGAUCGAGGAGCACUUCCGUCGCAGUCUUGGAAAAAACUACAAAGAAGCAGAGCCUGUGUCCAACUCAGUGUCCAUCACAGAUUCAGUGGAUGACCACUUUGCCAAGGCGCUGGGAGAUGCCUGGCUUCAAAUCAAGGCUAAGGAUGGGGGUCGUCAAACCCCAGAGGCAGAUCCAUGAAGCAGAGGGAAGUAAACAUUACAAUCACUUCCUUAGUGUUUGCAGAGGAGAGUGGAGAUUGCCCACUGUCAUUUCUUGCCAAGCAUCAACUUCCCUUAGCCAAGAACAAUAUAAGUCAUAUGGUGCUCACAUAGGCUGCACCCUUGUGGACCUCGAGGUCAACCUUUUAUUCGAAUACUCCGUUUAUAUUUAUGCUCAAAAAAUUGGCACCGUCUCUUUAUUGAAGAAGAGAAAAAUAAAUAUUGCGUAGUUGGGUUGACAAUGUUAGAUGUGGAAACUGUACAAUCAAGAUUUUUUAUUUUGCAUUCUUAAUGAGAUUCACAAAGUGUUAGGUUGUUUAGGAGCUCAUGUUCUGUUUUACCUGACUUUCACCUGCCUUGACAGCCAAAGAAAAUCCCCUGCCUUUCCCAUCAACAUAUAAGCCAUAGAUCUGGUCUUUGUUUUCCAUUCUAAAAUCCCACUGCUUCUUAAUCUAUAUUACUUGAAGAAGACAGCCAGGUCUUAUUUACUCUUUUACGUUUCUGACCGUUUAGGUAGCAGGUUACCUGUUACGUCUUUGUUUUGAAAUUGUGAAAAUGCAAUUAGGGUUCUGCUCCCCCCCCCCCCCCAACCCCCCCCUGCUUUCUGAAGACGCAAGACUAAUGUGUCUUAUUUAUGAUCCUGAACUGGACUUAUCCACUGUUAACGGAAUUAUUUUAGUUUCCUGUCUAUACGCUCACUGUGGCUGAUUAUUUAGUAAACUAAUAUCAAUCAUAGUAAAUGUGUCUAACUAGAAAGCAUGUUUCAAAUAGCUGGUUUCUAUUACAAACCUUAUUCUAUACUAUAUAUUUACUCAGAAUUUAUUUUUUAUCUGUAACAUUUUAGAAAUACUCACUGCUGGUACAGUUGUACUCAAUAUAUUUUUUGUAUCUGGUUUUCAUUACUAUAUGUAGGUGUAUACUUCGCACCCAACAACAAAUCACAGCCUCUGGCAAGGUUGUCUGAAUGCAGUUUAAAAGGCUCAUUUGCUUUGUUAUUCUGUGGACUAGGAUGCUAUAGCUUUCUACAUGACUGAAUACAGCUAAAUCUGACCUUCAGUAGCAGUCUAUUAGCAGUGGCUUUAUUUAUUCUGAACAUGUCGAUAGUUUCAUGUUGACUUUGAUUUGUUUCUAACAGAGGAUGUCUCCACACGUCUUCAAUUGCAAAGCAGUUGAUUUCCCUUUAAAACUAAGAUUUUAAUACACAUGCAAUUCAUGAGUAGGCAUCAAUAUCCCCCCCCCAUGACUGCCUGACACUUAUCAAUUACUUCAGUUGUGUUAAGUAUGAGUUUGUCCUUUUUUUAAUCAAGGCCGUGUCAUCUUCCUUUAUUGUGGGUAAAGGUGUUAGUGGGUUACAAAUUUCUUUUGUGCAGUUGAGUUUUGUUUUAAAUUUAUUUCUUACCAUUCUAAAGAUUCUCUACUUAUGGUAGCGUAACCUAUUUGUCAACACUGAUUUAAGAUAUGGUGUUUUAAUUUCAGAUUUCUACAGUUUUUUGAAUUGUUACAUACACUAUCCUUACUUUUAUAUAUUAUAUUUUACUCAUAAGACUAUCGUUGCGCCGCGCGGAAUGAUCAUAGAUAUUUUGUUUCUAUUCAGAGUAGUUUUCUCAUAUGUAGCAUGGAUGCUCAUUAUCUUCUAACCAUGUUUCUUUUUUUUUUUUUUUAUCUUUGUAAAAGUUGGUUAUUUUCCCACAAUUGUCAGACGAUGAAUAAGUGCAGGAACACAACAGUCUUUUGAUCAAAGACUUUCUUGGUGCAGUGUCAAAGACUUCUGUACUAACCGUUUAAAGAGUUUGUUUAGCUUUCUGUGUGUACCAUAGUGGAUUUUAGGGAUUAUCAUGGAAUCUGCUUGUUUGACACAAGUAGAUUUUUCAGUAAUAUGUUUGGGGUAUUAGUCCAUUGUUAUUUAAGUGCUGUAUAGACGACCUGUAUUUCAAAGACUGUUUGCAGAAAGGACCUGCUCCAGGUGUCAUCCACAUAGAAAGAAAAGUUCACUUUUGUCCUUAUUUCUCUGGAAGAAAAUGCCACUGUUUUGUACUUAAUUUCUUCCAAAUAAACAUACAAAUGCGUACCUUU